AUGCCUGUGCUGCCCGUUGCUACCUGUUGCUGCCCGUGCCUGUGCUGCCGUUGCCGCCCGUUGCUGCCCGUGCCUAUGCUGCCUAUUGCUGCCCGUGCCUGUGCUGCCUGUUGCCGCCCGUUGCUGCCUGUGCCUGUGCUGCCCGUUGCCGCCCGUUGCUGCCUGUGCCUGUGCUGUCCGUUGCCGCCUGUUGCUGCCCGUGCCUGUGGUGCCCGUUGCCGCCCAUUGCUGCCCGUGCCUGUGCUGCCCGUUGCCGCCCGUUGCUGCCCGUGCCUGUGCUGCCCGUUGCCGCCCGUUGCUGCCCGUGCCUGUGCUGCCUGUUGCCGCCCGUUGCUGCCCGUGCCUGUGCUGCCUGUUUCUGCCCGUGCCUGUGCUGCCUGUUGCCGCCCGUUGCUUCCUGUGCCUGUGCUGCCUGUUGCCGCCCGUUGCUGCCCGUGCCUGUGCUGCCUGUUGCUGCCUGUUGCUGCCCGUGCCUGUGCUGCCCGUUGCCGCCCGUUGCUGCCCGUGCCUGUGCUGCCUGUUGCUGCCUGUGCCUGUGCUGCCUGUUGCCGCCUGUUGCUGCCCGUGCCUGUGCUGCCCGUUGCCGCCCGUUGCUGCCCGUGCCUGUGCUGCCCGUUGCCACCCGUUACUGCCCGUGCCUGUGCUGCCCGUUGCUGCCCAUUGCUGCCCGUGCCUGUGCUGCCCGUCGUGCGCCCUGCUGCUGCUCGCGCCCUUGUGCGCUCUGGUCUGCCUGCGCCCUCAUCUUCCACCUUAGCCAACCGCAGCUCCUUGAUGCAGCUUGCCUUGUCCACCUCCACAGCCAACCGCACCUGA
Closterium sp. NIES-65 is the source of this 813-nucleotide messenger RNA. Lineage: Eukaryota; Viridiplantae; Streptophyta; Zygnematophyceae; Desmidiales; Closteriaceae. The record is from the annotation of a GenBank genome assembly.